AUGAAUACACCCCGGGAACUGUAACCCAAAUGUUUCUCUGUCCGUGGAGAAGAUUUCAUUUUUGAAACAAGAUUUCUACGGAAGCUGGGAGUGUUCCAUCAUCAUGUUCUGGAAGUUUGAUUUGAACACAACAUCACAUGUGGACAAGCUGCUGGAUAAGGAGGAUGUGACACUGCACGAGCUGAUGGAUGAAGAUGACAUCCUACAGGAGUGCAAGGCACAGAACCGCAAACUGCUGGACUUCAUCUGCCAGCAGCACUGCAUGGAGGAGCUGGUUAGCCUCAUCACACAUGAGCCCCCCGUGGACAUGGACGAGAAGGUCCGCUUCAAAUAUCCGAAUACAGCCUGUGAACUCCUGACCUCUGAUGUGCCACAGAUCAACGACAAGCUAGGAGGAGAUGAAACUUUAUUGAACAUCCUGUAUGACUUCUUGCAUCACGAGCCGCCUUUGAACCCUUUGCUUGCCAGUUUCUUCAGCAAGACUAUUGGGAAUCUCAUUGCAAGAAAAACUGAACAGGUGAUUGCAUUUUUGAGAGAUAAAGAUCAAUUUAUUAGCCUGGUACUAAAGCAUAUUGAUACAUCUGCAAUGAUGGACCUGCUGCUUCGUCUGAUCAGCUGCGUGGAACCAGCACCUCUACGGCAGGAAGUAUUAAACUGGCUUAAUGAAGCAAAAGUAAUUCAGAGACUUGUGGAGCUGAUCCAUUCGAGCCAGGAUGAGGAUAGGCAAUCAAAUGCUUCCCAGACCUUGUGUGAUAUCAUAAGACUGAGCAGAGACCAGGGCAACCAGCUACAGGAGAUAUCUGAGCCUGACCCGCUUCUCACAGCACUGGAAUCGCAGGAAUGCGUGGAGCAGCUUUUGAAAAACAUGUUUGAUGGAGACCAGACUGAAAACUGCAUAGUGAAUGGAACUCAGAUUUUAUUAACGUUAUUGGAGACAAGGCGCUCUGGAGUGGAGGGACUGAUGGACUCAUUCUCUCAGGGAUUUGAAAGGUCUUACACUGUCAAUAGCAGCAUCUUACAUGGUAUUGAACCACGGUUAAAGGAUUUUCACCAGCUUCUACUCAAUCCCCCCAAGAAAAUGUCAAUCCUGACUACAAUUGGUGUCUUGGAGGAGCCAUUGGGGAAUGCUCGUCUUCAUGGAGCUCGACUAAUAGCUGCUCUGCUUCACACAAAUACUCCCAGUAUUAACUAUGAACUAUGCAGACUCAAUACCAUGGAUUUAUUACUUGACUUAUUUUUUAAAUACACAUGGAAUAACUUUUUGCACUUCCAAGUGGAACUGUGCAUAGCAGCUAUUCUCUCGCACUCAGUGCACGAAGGGAAAUCAGCAACAAAUGAUCUGGAAAAUAAAGAGGAGGUGCUGAAUGGGAAUGUGACCACAGAGGACUUGAAGACUCCCGACCACAGUCCAGAGAAUAUUAUGGUGACACAUCUGUUCCAGAAGUGCUGCCUGUUGCAAAGGAUAUUGGAUGCCUGGGAAGUCAAUGACAAAAUACAGGCAGAAGGUGGAAUGAGGCGAGGGAAUAUGGGCCACCUUACCCGAAUAGCCAAUGCUGUGGUACAGAAUAUGGAGAAGGGCCCCAUGCAGACCCAGAUCAGUGAAUUCAUUAAAGAGCUACCUGAGGAUUGCAGAGGGAGGUGGGAGAGCUUUGUAGAAGAGACGCUGAGAGAGACAAACCGGAAGAAUACAGUGGAUUUGGUGAGCACCCACCAUCUGCAUUCUUCCAGUGAGGACGAGGACAUCGAGAGCGCUUUCCCCAAUGAACUCUCCCUCCAACAGGCAUUCUCAGAGUACCAAAUCCAACAGAUGACAGCCAACUUUGUGGAUCAGUUUGGCUUCAAUGACGAAGAGUUUGCAGACCAGGAUGACAAUAUCAAUGCACCUUUUGACAGGAUUGCAGAGAUAAACUUCAACAUAGAUGCGGAUGAUGACAGUCCAAAUGCAUCCCUCUUUGAGGCCUGCUGCAAUGAACGGAUCCAACAGUUUGACGAUAAAGAGGAGGAGGAAGAUAUCUGGGAGGAGAAGGAAAUAACCUAUGCAACCCAAGUCAAAUCAAGAACACGGUUUGGAGUGUCUCAGACCUCAGAGAGCUCCUCAAAAAGUGAUCUAGAGAAUGGGGAUCGUGAUGGCAGUGUGGACUCAGAAGAAGAGGAGGAAACAGAAGAACAAACAACACCUCUCACCGAGAACACCAACAAGAAUAAUCCUUCUGAGCAGAAAGACUCUGACUCUACUGAAGGAUCUGGGUGGACAGCUGUGUUUGAGUCUGUGAAUUCAAAACCCCCGGCACCCUGUGUGGCCAUGGAUGUUGGAUCAAGUGUAUGGGAUUCAGCAGCACCAGAGACAGCCACACCUGAGGAGAAAGGAUGGGCAAAAUUUACAGACUUUCAACCUUUUUGUUGCUCAGAAUCAGGUCCCAGAUGUAGUUCUCCUGUGGAUACAGAAAGCAGUGACUCAGAGGGAAACCCCAAGCAGGGUCAGGACAAGAACUUCAGCGCUGCCUCACCCUGUGUUUGGAAUGUCUGUGUGGCAAGGAAGGCACCUCUGGUGGCUUCAGACAGCAGCUCAUCUGGAGGCUCAGACAGUGAGGAAGAGGAGGAUAAAGCUGAUAUCGUCACAGAAACCAUCAGUACAGGCUCGGGCCAGGAAACCAUCAAACUCACCAUGGAUGCUAAGAACGAGAAGGCUGUGUUCACCAGAAUAUUUAGACCUUCAGUCAGAGGUGAUGCAGACUGCCUGGUUAUUGACAAGCUGACCAUCACCGACAUGGGAACGACAAAGGUGUCCAAACCACUAAACAGCAUGCCCCAGCAUUCUGAGGAGCUCCAGAACGCUGCAGCUGUCGGCAUGGCUGCCACAGAGAGCACAACAAAAGACAGGAAAGAGGAGGUCUUGCCAUGUGCGGAAGCCACAUUAAAUGGCCCUGCUUGAUGAAGCAAAUGCAAUGGGACAUGUCUGAUCCAGGCCAGGCUGCUACCUGGUGAUGCAAUUUGUCAGUUUUUUUCAUUUUAAUUUUAUUUUUUAAUAAAUGCUGCAUUGAUGAGCGAGCUGGCAUUCAGGACCAGACACACGAUUUCAACACCAACAAUCUGUUCCGGAAGACACUUGUAUUGUCUAAAUGUAGCAUUGAUCAGUUAGUCAUCACAGGAGUGACUCGGCCCUACCCAAGGAAGCCUUCUGCCUAAUUUUAGUACCUUGUCCCCCUCCCUCUUCUUCCCUUGUUUUUGUUUUCUAUUCGGGGUUCAAUCCUAUUUUCUUAGUGUUAUUGCACACAGUAUUCAGCGUCUCUUCAGAAGGGUAGCAGGUCUAACGCUGGGACUUGGACGGUGCACAAUAAGUCCUGCAGUCGUGUGACCAAAGUUCCUGAUGGAGCUGUCUUUGGGCAGCAUUUGCACCGCUUUUGUAUAGCAAUAAAGCCUUAUCAGAAACAUUUCAUAGGAGGUAAAGAU
Messenger RNA from Terrapene triunguis (Three-toed box turtle), 3450 nucleotides. RefSeq names its product protein phosphatase 6 regulatory subunit 2 (gene PPP6R2). Lineage: Eukaryota; Metazoa; Chordata; Testudines; Emydidae. Gene Ontology annotation, cellular component: cytosol; nucleus. The record is from RefSeq and is a predicted model, not a curated record. The transcript has 24 exons. The coding region runs from base 104 to 2932 and encodes 942 amino acids. Gene Ontology annotation, molecular function: protein phosphatase binding; protein phosphatase regulator activity.